Molecule: messenger RNA, 341 nt
Organism: Cooperia oncophora
Lineage: Eukaryota; Metazoa; Nematoda; Chromadorea; Rhabditida; Trichostrongylidae
Source: the annotation of a GenBank genome assembly
AUGCACAUAUACUCAUGUCACCUGCGACGUCCAAUAUACAGAUGCCCUAUUUGUGAUGUCUCUUCAACGUAUCACCUUUCGAACAUUCGAGUUCAUAUUAAGAAAGUCCAUCAUAUGACGAGCGAGCCCCUUUGUUACAAGGAGGAGUACGAAAACGAAAUGAACGCCUUCUUGUACAGCUGUUUCGGAGAUCAUCAGAUUUUCCGGCGACAGGACCCAGAUGUGGUAGCUUGUCUAACAGAUAUGUUGAAUUGUGUCAGUAAUGGUUCAACAGCAUGCAUGACGAUGACAGAUUUUUGCUCUCGGAGCGAUGGCCAGGAAGAACGAGUUCCGCUUGCUGC